Messenger RNA from Acaulospora morrowiae, 1425 nucleotides. The record is from the annotation of a GenBank genome assembly. NCBI's taxonomy places the organism in Eukaryota, Fungi, Glomeromycota, Glomeromycetes, Diversisporales, Acaulosporaceae.
AUGCCCAAAGGCGUGAUAGCAAUCGUGGGUACGACGGGAGUGGGAAAGUCCGAUUUAGGAAUUCAACUGGCAAAAACCUUGGGGGGAGAAAUCAUUAAUGGGGAUUCCAUGCAGGUUUACAAGGGGUUGGACAUCAUAACCAAUAAAACACCGAUGAGUGAACGAGAAGGGGUACCACAUCACCUCAUAAAUUUUCUUGAGCCACAUCUUGAAUAUCGCGUCACGGAGUUCACCAAAGACGCAUUAAAAAUUAUAAAAGAAAUUCAUAAACGCGACAAAAUUCCAAUCAUUGUUGGGGGAACUCAUUAUUAUAUACAAUCUUUACUCUGGAAAAAUUCCCUGAUUGGCAAUGGGUCCAUUUGUGACGAAAGUGAUUCCGAUGACGCAUUAGAAUUCAAAGAAGUUCUUGAUGUCGAAACAGAUGUUCUUUACAAACGCCUCCAGGAAGUUGAUCCGGUGAUGGCUAACAGGUGGCAUUGGAAUGAUCGAAGAAAGAUCCGCAGGAGUCUGCAGAUAUAUUUGCAAACCGGAAAACCUCAUAGUGAAUGGAUCAAGGAACAACAUCAACCAGGAGAAAAGGCUUCUUCAUUAAGGUUUCCUCUUACCUGUAUUUUCUGGUUAUAUGCUGAUCCCGGAGUUCUUGAUAAAAGAUUAGAUGCAAGGGUGGACAAGAUGAUUGAGAGAGGUCUUUUUGACGAGAUAAAUUAUCUGAGAAAUGAAGUCAAGAAUGGAAAAAUACGAGUACCGUUGGAUCAAGAUACCGAGUUCACACGGGGAAUCUGGCAAGCCAUUGGAUACAAAGAAUUUGAACCUUACUUAAAGGCUUUGGAAGAGACAUCAAGUUCAGAUUCGGAUAAUCUUAAUGAUUCUUUAAGAGCCUCCGGCAUCGAGAGAAUGAAGAUUGUCACGCGCAGAUACGCCAGACAUCAAAUACGAUGGAUUAGGAAUAGAUUAUUGCUUAAAUAUCAACAAACUAUUCAGGAAAAUGCGAACGGGACCGAUGCCGAUUGUAUUAAAGUAUACUUGUUAAAUGCAACAUCGCUUGAAACAUGGGGUCAUGAUGUUCGUGACAAGGCUAUCUCUAUCGUUGAAGAAUACAUGAAAACUGGAAAUGGCCCGGACCCAAGUUCGAUAAAUCCCGAAUUUGCAGAACUUUUAAAGCCAACAAGAGACACCGAUACAUUCGGAAGUCUAACCACAUGGACCAAGUAUCAAUGCGAUCUUUGCAGCUUAUUCAAUGAUAAUUCGCCAGUGAUAAUAAACGGGCUUUACAGCUGGAACCAGCACCUGAAAAGUAAGUGGCAUAAAUCAAAUGCCAAAUGGAAAAAAGAGAUUGAUGAAAAGUGGGAUGGUAAAUUCCCACCAUGGUUCAGAGCACGGAAGAAGACAUCAAAUGUCACUAGUGAAAAUGCGAAUGGCAUUUGA